Hevea brasiliensis (rubber tree) is the source of this 1142-nucleotide messenger RNA. RefSeq names its product inactive beta-amylase 4, chloroplastic-like. Gene Ontology annotation, molecular function: beta-amylase activity. The transcript has 6 exons. NCBI's taxonomy places the organism in Eukaryota, Viridiplantae, Streptophyta, Magnoliopsida, Malpighiales, Euphorbiaceae. The coding region runs from base 259 to 795 and encodes 178 amino acids. The record is from RefSeq and is a predicted model, not a curated record. Gene Ontology annotation, biological process: polysaccharide catabolic process.
UCUUAGCUAAAUAGUAUUGCUAAGUGUUUCAGUUUUGGUUUCAGGCGGAACUGAGAAAUAGAAGAGUUCAAUUUAACGUUGGUUAAGGCACUGUCUUCUUCGUGAGCUCAUUUUUAAUUUCUUGCUUUUGAUAUUUUCUGAUGUACCAGAACAAUAUUGCUUUUGAAUGCAAAAUAUAGAUUACUGCACAUCAAUAUUUUUUAGGGAAAUUAGAAGAAAUGCUUCUAAAAUGAUAGGCAAAGAGUGCUACUACUUGAGAUGGUGGAAGGGCCACUUAAUCAUGGAAACAGACAAGAAGACGUUCAUUUAUAUUUUUAUGCCUACCCAAGUGUUUCUAAUUGGUUGUCUCAAAAUGUUGAUUUCGUAUUGUUCUUCAAAUUUAUCAUGGAUGCUCGAGAAAAAUCAAGAGCCACAAUAUUGGAAUCAUCAAAGCAUAAUAGGGUCCCCAUAUUUGUCAUGAUGCCAGUGAACACGCUUGGCAUUGAUUCUUCUGGGAGUCCAAGGAUCAGAAAAAUCAAGGCCUUAACCAUAUCUCUAAGAGCACUCAAGUUGGCAGGUGUCUAUGGAAUUGCAGUAGAGAUUGGUGGUCACAACAAGGAUAUCUGUUAUCGAGAUAAAAAUGGGUUUUCCAAUGAUGAUUAUCUUACACUAGGAGUGGACCAACUUCCUCUUUUUUAUGGCCGGACUGCCUUCCAAUGUUAUGAAGACUUCAUGCUUAGUUUUGUUAGCAAAUUUGACACUUAUAUUGGGAGUGUAAUUGAAGAAAUAAGUGUUGGUCUUGGUCCUUCUAGAUAACUAAGGUACUUUAAAGCUAUUGUUUUAUAACCAAAAGCUUCGAGCGAUUGUAACAUUUUGUUAUGGAUAAUUCCAUGCAGGUAUCAUGCACUUCCUUUUGGUGAUGGUAGAUGGAAAUUUCCUGGAAUUGGUGAAUUCCAGUGUUAUGACAAGUACAUGAUGGAGGACUUAAAGAUGGCUGCAUGUAAGGAAGGAAAGCCUCAAUGGGGAGAUAGGGGACCUCAAAAUGCUGGUUGCUACAACAGUCUUCCACCUGGUGUUCCUUUUUUCGAAGAUGGACAGGAGAGCUUUCUUUCCAAUUAUGGUCGUUUCUUCCUUGUACGUAUAAUGUGCAGUAAUCUAUUUUA